UUAACACCGUGAUGUAAGAAUGUAUGGCUUCAGCUGAGCAUAUACUGCUCCAGAUGCGGUAAAAACAGCCGCAGUUGCCUUUCGCCUUUAUUUGUGGCUUGGUCCUUAAAUACCCAGUUACCAAUGGAUUUAUCUUGUCUCCUGGACGUCUACCUCUGUUCAGGUACAGUACCCUGUACUCCCAUAUAGAAACCACUUAUUAGUCUACGGUUUUUCCGGAAUUCAUACAGAUUACUUUUAUUUGAGCUGUGUUGUGGAAUUAGAUAAUUCUCUUUAUUCAUCUGAAUUCAGGCAUCUAAGGUAAACAAGUGUACCUGGUCCGACUCGACUGCUUAGAUAAUUAACGGAAUUAGCUUUCAAGAUACAAGGUUAAAUCGGAGUUCAUGCCGGAUUUCGAGCAUUUCAGAUUUUCUUACUCAAGAAUGAAUCCUGUGUUGAGUGAAAAUGCAUACUUAAUCCAACAGCAACAGAAUCAGGUGACAGGUUUGUCAGAUACCACAACCGCUGGCGUUUUUACAGAGCCCGUGUUUGGCUCACCUGAGCCGGGUUUUUUCUUAGGCGAGCACAUUGGUGCGGGGCAAGAUGUACCUUUUCUCCACCUUAACAGUUCUCUCAACCGAGCACCGCCUCCAGCCGCGGUGGCCUUACGCAACGAUCUGGGUUCCAACAUUAGCGUGCUGAAGACUCUUAAUUUGCGUUUUCGUUGCUUCUUGGCGAAAGUACAUGAAUUAGAACGGCGGAAUAAAGCUCUGGAGAAACAGUUACAGCAAGCUUUGGAAAACAAUUAUGGUAGAGGAGGAUGUGCAGAAGAUAAAAAACCGCUGACAAGAGACAUCGGGGUUCAGACUGGGUUCAUCGGACCCAUAACGAUAAGGCCAGACCCAACACCGAUUCAUAACGCAAACAAUUCCACGUACCUGUCCAGAGGCCUCUUAUCACCAACGCUCAACAAUACAUUUAAUCCUCUUGAAACCAGUAAAGUGCACGAAAACAUAAACCCUUUAAGUGCAACGGACUCGAAUUCAAAUUUUACUCCAAAUUUCACCAUCAGCCCUUUAUCUUCACAUGAUCCUGCGUCAAAGACCGUCUCUAAUAACAAUGAGAAAUAUGUCAGUACUGGGACCGGUACAUCCACUAAUCCCCCGCCUAGGUUUCUCCCCGGGACUAUUUGGUCGUAUAACCAUGCUCGUAGGUUCAGCACGGGCUGGGAGUCGAGAGUGGCAGGGCCCGGUGUGUCGUGCAUGCAUCCAGACGGAGUAGGUGUCCAAAUCGACACCAUCACCCCAGAGAUUCGGGCCCUGUACAACGUACUGGCUAAAGUGAAGCGGGAACGGGACGAAUAUAAACGAAGAUGGGAGGAGGAAUAUACAGUAAGAAUGGACCUGCAAGAGAAGAUUGCAGAGCUUGAAGAGGACCUUCAGGAGAGUGAGGUGUGUCAGGAUGAGCUUGCACUGAGGGUGAAGCAGCUGAAGGCAGAGCUGGUCCUCUUCAAAGGCCUUAUGAGCAAUAACCUCUCAGAACUGGACAGUAAAAUCCAGGAGAAGGCCAUGAAGGUGGACAUGGACAUCUGCCGACGGAUAGAUAUCACCGCGCGUCUAUGUGAUGUGGCCCAGCAGAGGAACUGUGAGGACAUGAUUCAGAUAUUCCAGCAGGUGGCCACACCUCCUUCAACGCUAACUCGCCGUCCUCGGAAACAAGCCCCUCAUUCUGCCAAGAGCAAUGAGGGUGAGGAACCAACCAGCAUCUCAGAGAGUGACGAGUGUGGGAAUAAAGAUGUGGACCUGUGUGGCUCAUCCACCAGUCAGGUCAAUGAAGAAAUGCAGAGAAUGCUUAACCAGUUGCGUGAGUGUGAGUUUGAAGAUGACUGUGAUAGUCUGGCAUGGGAAGAGACUGAGGAGACACUGCUGCUUUGGGAGGAUUUCCCAGGAUACGCUUUGGGUGUGGAGACUCAGGGAGAGGAGGAGUCAAUCGAAAAGGUGAUAAAAGAUACUGAGUCAUUGUUCAAGUCUCGCGAGAAGGAAUACCAAGAUACCAUAGACCAGAUUGAGCUGGAGUUGGCCACGGCCAAGUCUGACAUGAAUAGGCACCUGCAUGAGUACAUGGAGAUGUGCAGUAUGAAGAGAGGGCUGGAUGUGCAGAUGGAGACCUGCAGGAGGCUCAUCACACAGACUGGAGACAGAAAAUCCCCCCUUCUCAUUUCUAUGACUGUGGAAGAUUGUGAGGAAGGAGAGACGGCGAGGAAGUCGAAUAUUUCAUCAGAUGCUGAGACCACUGAAAUGUAUUGUGACUCUCAGGACAACCCUUCUAACCUUACCUGGAAAUCCUAACAACCUUAAUUUGUGUAAUUAUAAACAAAGACUGUUUAUUAUUUCAUGGUGUACUAGUGAUUCUGUAAAUCCACACCUUACCUUGAUGAUGAGGUAGCCUCAUAGUUUUACAGUAUCACAAAUUCACAAAACUCUCUGGUGCCCUCUAGCGAGAGAUUGUUACUAUAUUUAAAAGAAGUUGCCACUGUUUUAGGACAUUUAAUAAUAUUCUGCACUAAACAACAACACUUUAAACACAUUAUUGGUACUUUCUCCAGAAUGUUUUACACCACAAAGUUUCAGAAUCAGUUUUACACACUUUCAAAGGCCAUACUUUAGCAGUUACAUCAAAUCAUGGAACUGCCAAUGGAUAAAUGGAUAACCAAAUUAUUAUUUUACUACUGGAAACUUGAAGAAAAUGGAAACAUGAAGAUAAUAAUCCCUUAACUAAUACUUUGUAUUGUAAUUAACCUAUAAUGCCAGCAGUGGUAAAGUACGGUAAGAUGCUUUCUUAGCCAACAACUUAAACAAACAUGCUUCACUUUGGGACUAGCAGCAUACAGAAGGACAUGUUUGAAAGCCAGAUAUGUCUAAUUAUGUGUACACUGUAAUGCUACUUGUCUCAAAAUAAGAUGAAACGUGCCAAUAAAUAUCUAGAGAGUUGGACCAAAUCACAAAAUCAUUCAGGGUGGAGGAAAAAUUCAGAAUAAUUUAAGAGAUGAAGUACGGGGCCAAAGGUCAGAGUCGUGGAAAAAGACAAUAGCUCUCUUCCAAAGCCUAGUCUGCAGUUGAGGCAGGGUGAGUCCUCAGUAGGACUAUUCUGUGAAGACUCCUCCUUAGUAAUCUAUAGCUUGCACAAAUAGAACAAACAGUCUAACGAGGCUGCGUGGUGACAUCAGUGCCUCUUGAAAUAGCAUUGUGAAACUUGUGUCCGUUGAGAUGUGUAGCUCUGCUUUUGCUAGCUUGAUUAGCAUUUGUUAUGGAAUGCUAUCUUAUAUAGCUAGUAGGAUAAACUACAUAUAUAUGCACAUAUAUCUGAUUAAAACAUUCAUCUAUAUACAUCUUAAUCAGUCAUUUUAAACCUUUCAAAUAAAGACAGAUAGAUUCAAGUGUGUGAAAAACACAUUUUAAAAUGAACUCGGCUACGGAAGGUUGAUUUUCUGCCAUUUAUGUUUUGCUGUUUUUUUUUCUGGUUUUGUUUUGUUUUGUUUUUUUGUCUUUGCGUUGUACAUGCACAGACAACUGUGGGUAACCGAGGACCAGAAAGGAUACAUCAGUUGCUUCCUUCAAAUCACUCCAAAUGUAGGUUACAUUUCUAGCCUGUAUUUGAAGGGUCCUUCACAUUAGAACAGCCUACUUGACGUAGUGGCUGAGAUAUGCAGCCUAGGUUUUGAGAUGCAGCUAAUAACUUGAAUAGAGAAUCAAGGAAACAAAUGACAAGGAUAAACAAAGGAGUACGAGUAUUAGCAAAAAUACAUCUAUCCACUAGAUGGAUUUUCAACAAAUCUACCAUUGUCUUUGUGUGGCCAUGAUCUCGAAUAAAGGGAUUCUGUUUACCAUGUAGUUUAUACUAUGUAUAGUCAUUAAGUACAGCGGUGCAACGCUCUGUAUGGUCAUUCACUGUGCAGUUUUACAUUGCAACACUUAGGUUCAUAUAGUUAAGUAAUUCUUAUGGCAUGUUUUCAUGCUAUGGUAGAGACAUAACUGGGAUAUAAAGCUCACUGCAGCAAGGGUCUGGUGUUUUUGGUGCAUAGACCUACAUCACCAACUGAAUUAAUUCAGUUUUGUGUAAGUGCAACUCUGGGAGGUUGUUAAUUAUUCAAACUAGACAACAGUGAUAACAGCUAUCACUAUAUUGAAAUAAUAUACAUAUGUGUGUUGCCAGUCGAUUGUCUGAUGCAGUUUUUGAGAUGCUGAAAUGGAUUAAUCUAUUUUAAUAUAUAAAAGGGGUCUUUGGGGACUAUAUGGAUGAGUUUACCAUUUAUCUCCCUUUGUAGACUAUGUUUUUAGUAGACAUAUUAAGUAUGCUAAAUCAUUAGUAAGAACUAACACUCAUAAGAUCACAACUGACUUGUACCAUGACAACAAAUUAGUAUAUGUAAAUUGUUCUGUGAAAUGUAAAUGAUACAUGUUCAUGUCCAGAAUACAGUAGUUCUUUAAACCUUGAUGUACAUACAAAUGUGGAUAUAUGAAUACUAUAAUUCCAAAUGAAUAAA
Messenger RNA from Electrophorus electricus (electric eel), 4522 nucleotides. It is a transcript of the gene iffo1a, whose product is annotated as intermediate filament family orphan 1a. The record is from RefSeq and is a predicted model, not a curated record. Lineage: Eukaryota; Metazoa; Chordata; Actinopteri; Gymnotiformes; Gymnotidae.